UUCAUAUGAUGAGGCUUUUAUUAUGGCCAGUGACCCCUUGGAAGGCUUUCAUGAAGUGAACCUCGCUUCGCCUACUACACCAGAUCUUCUUGGAGUAAAUGAUCCAGGGACUCAGGAACAAACUACCUCACCCAGUGUUAUCUACCGACCACAUCCUUCUGUUGUGUCCUCCGCACCAAUCCAGCCCAAUGCAUUAAACGUUUCUGACCUUCCCACACAACCUGUUUAUUCAUCUCCCAGACAGCUGAAUUGUGGAGAGGCAUCAGGUGUCAGCAUCAAUGUUACCGACGCCAUACUUUGUUCUACCUCUGGACCCCAGGGUGGGUCAUUCAAUCACAAUAAUUCCAGAAAGGAGAGCAAUAACGCAGAGAGAGAGUUUUUGCAGGGUGCUACAGUAGCAGAUGUUGCUGAAGGAAAUGAAGAUAUUUUUGGGUUGAGUACAGACAGUUUAUCUCACUUACGGAGCCCAUCUGUACUGGAAGUAAGAGAAAAGGGCUAUGAAAGAUUGAAAGAAGAACUUGCAAAAGCUCAGAGGGAGCUGAAGUUAAAAGAUGAAGAAUGUGAAAGGCUUUCUAAAGUGCGAGAUCAACUUGGACAGGAAUUGGAAGAACUUACAGCUAGUCUGUUUGAGGAAGCACACAAAAUGGUUAAAGAAGCUAACGUCAAACAAGCUGCAGCAGAAAAACAGUUAAAAGAAGCACAGGGAAAGAUUGAUGUCCUCCAGGCUGAAGUAGCAGCAUUGAAAACACUAGUACUGUCUACUUCACCGACAUCUCCAACUAAGGAGUUUCAGUCUACUGGAAAAACUCCUUUUAAGAAAGGCCAUGCAAGAAACAAGAGUACAAGCAGUGCUAUGGGUGGCAGUCAUCAGGACCUUACCAUGAUGCAGCCAAUUGUAAAAGACUGUAAAGAGGCUGACCUAUCUUUGUACAAUGAAUUCAGAUCUUGGAAGGAUGAGCCUACUAUGGACAGAACGUGUCCUUUCUUGGACAAAAUUUAUCGGGAAGAUAUUUUUCCAUGUUUAACCUUCUCAAAAAGUGAGUUGGCCUCAGCUGUUCUGGAAGCUGUUGAAAACAACACUCUGAGCAUUGAACCUGUUGGCUUGCAACCUGUUCGAUUUGUGAAAGCUUCUGCAGUUGAAUGUGGGGGACCAAAGAAAUGUGCUCUCAGUGGACAAAGUAAGUCAUGCAAGCAUAGAAUCAAAUUAGGAGAUUCAAGCAGUUAUUACUACAUUUCUCCUUUCUGUCGUUACAGGAUCACUUCUGUGUGUAACUUCUUUACAUAUAUUCGAUACAUCCAGCAAGGACUCUUGAAGCAGCAAGAUGUGGAUCAGAUGUUCUGGGAAGUUAUGCAGCUGAGAAGAGAGAUGUCACUAGCAAAACUUGGCUAUUACAAGGAAGAGCUCUAAAUCUUUUUACUCUUGCGUAUGCAUGAACUUCAUUGAAUAUACAUAACUAAAAUUGCUGAAUCUUUUUUUUUGUCACUUGAUAUUUAUUUCCACAAAGUGGGUCCAAGAUCUUCUCCUUUUGCAGAUUGCACUAAGAAGUACUGUGAUUGUUUUAAACUGACCUAUGCUGUAUAUGCGUACGUAUAAUACUUAGUUGAACAAAUGUGGUAAGCAUUUGCAGGUGUAUUAGUGAUUGUAAUUUACAUUUAAAAACAAAACUUCUGAUUAAAGUGUUAGUCUGAAGCA
Nipponia nippon (crested ibis) is the source of this 1693-nucleotide messenger RNA. The record is from RefSeq and is a predicted model, not a curated record. Lineage: Eukaryota; Metazoa; Chordata; Aves; Pelecaniformes; Threskiornithidae.